AUGCCAAGUAACGAGACAAAGGGCCCGGGUUUGAAGGAGCUUCUUGAAAAGCUGGCGAUCAACGACCCGUCGAAGUUUAGGGACGGUGAUGGCCCUGCAGAGCAGCGCAAAGAUAUGAAGGACUACAAGUUUUGGAGGACGCAACCGGUGACCUCGUUUGACGAGUCUGUGGAAGAUGAGGGCACAAUUGAUGGAACAAAGACCGCAGAGGAGAUCCCGAAGGAGCCCUUGGCCAUGCUUCCAGCGUUCGAGUGGUGUGAUGUGGAUAUCCUGGAUCCACAGCAGUUGGAGGAUGUGUACUUAUUGCUCAAUGAGAACUACGUGGAGGACAAAGACGCUACUUUCAGGUUCAAUUACACACGGGAGUUCUUCAAUUGGGCGCUGAAGAGCCCCGGAUGGAGAGGGGACUGGCUUGUCGGUGUACGUGUUAAGGAGACGGGAAAGUUGAUUGCGUUUAUCUCUGCUAUCCCUGUGACUCUUGAGGUGAGGGGAAAGACCGUCCCCAGCGUCGAAAUCAACUUUCUGUGCGUUCACAAGCAAUUGAGAUCCAAAAGACUGACGCCCGUGCUGAUCAAGGAGAUCACGAGGAGGGUCAAUAGGUGUGACAUUUGGCAUGCGUUGUAUACCGCUGGGACCGUGCUCCCAUCCCCCGUGUCAGUUUGUAGGUACACUCACCGCCCGAUCGACUGGAAUAAACUGUACGAGGUCGGGUUCACAGAUCUCCCCAUGGGCAAGUCUGUCUCUGAGAUGACCGCCAGGUAUGCGAUUCCAAACAAGACCAAGACGCUGGGGUUGAGACCAAUGGUUGCUGGCGAUGUGGAUGCCACGUUAUCCCUGCUCCAGAAAUACCAAGCCCGGUUUGACUUGAGACAGAUAUUCUCCCGCGAGGAGUUCAGCCACUGGUUUCUUGGGGGGCCCAACGCGGAGCAAGAUAAGGUCAUCUUCUCAUACGUAGUAGAGGAUGCGGACGGCAGAAUAACGGAUUUCUUCUCCUUCUAUUCUCUCCCCUUCUCUAUCUUGAACCAUUCCGUCCACAAGGAGCUGGGGAUAGGGUAUCUCUUCUACUACGCGACUGACGCGGAUUUUGAGUUCACUGACAGAUUCAGCACAGAGGCUACCGCGGUCCUGCGCAAGAGGUUGAACAGUAUCAUGGGAGACGCUGUCGUGCUCGCGAGACGCGCGAAAAUGGAUGUCUUCAAUGCUCUGACAUCGCAGGACAAUGCACUGUUCUUGGAGGACCUCAAGUUCGGCCCUGGAGACGGGUUCUUGAACUUCUACCUGUUCAAUUACAAAACGUUCCCGAUCACAGGCGGGAUCCGUGAGGACAAGAGCUACGACACGGAGAGGCGCAGUAACGUUGGUGUUGUGAUGCUUUGA
Huiozyma naganishii CBS 8797 is the source of this 1377-nucleotide messenger RNA. It is a transcript of the gene NMT1, whose product is annotated as glycylpeptide N-tetradecanoyltransferase NMT1. The coding region runs from base 1 to 1377 and encodes 458 amino acids. Gene Ontology annotation, molecular function: glycylpeptide N-tetradecanoyltransferase activity. Gene Ontology annotation, cellular component: cytoplasm. Gene Ontology annotation, biological process: N-terminal peptidyl-glycine N-myristoylation. The record is from RefSeq and is a predicted model, not a curated record. NCBI's taxonomy places the organism in Eukaryota, Fungi, Ascomycota, Saccharomycetes, Saccharomycetales, Saccharomycetaceae. The transcript has a single exon.